Chanos chanos (milkfish) is the source of this 932-nucleotide messenger RNA. It is a transcript of the gene cited4a, whose product is annotated as Cbp/p300-interacting transactivator, with Glu/Asp-rich carboxy-terminal domain, 4a. Lineage: Eukaryota; Metazoa; Chordata; Actinopteri; Gonorynchiformes; Chanidae. The transcript is spliced from 2 exons. The coding region runs from base 159 to 884 and encodes 241 amino acids. Gene Ontology annotation, biological process: regulation of DNA-templated transcription. The record is from RefSeq and is a predicted model, not a curated record. Gene Ontology annotation, cellular component: nucleus. Gene Ontology annotation, molecular function: transcription coactivator activity.
CAAACAGUGCUUAGUAAGUGUAGCGAUCGCAGAAGAAGGAAUCCCUGGAAAACGUGCAGUUAACCGAGUUUUGGCGAAGAGACAUUUGGAAAGUAACGUCAGGAAACAACAUCAUUAUUGUUUAGGAACAAGAACAUCGACCGCAUCACAGAGAAGCCAUGGCAGAUCACAUGAUGAUGCCUAUGACCCACGCUUCCACCGGAGGAGGCUUACAUGGCUUUCGGAUGGGCAUGAACGGACCCCCCCAGCACCCGCCUCAACCCAGCUUGAGGAGUCUUCCCAAUGGUCAAGUAAUGCACUACACCAGGGGACCACAGAACUCCAUGGAGCCCCCCAUGAGGCCAAGGCCCAGUAUGGUGGCUGUUAUGAAUGGGCAAGUCAAUGGGCAGAUGGGCGGAGGGCACCAUCAUCAAAUGGCUGCUGGGAAUAUGAUGUAUGGGGGCCAGAAUGGGCAACAGCAGCACCAUCCUCCAGCACAGCAUCACCACAUGCACCCUCAGGGACAACCCCAGCAGCAGUACAUGAACAGCGGAGGGCUUAACACACCUCAGCAACUCAUGGCCAGUAUGCAUCUCCAGAAACUCAACACCCAAUACCACGGCCACCCGCUGGGGCCGGGCAGUGGCCAUCACCUCGGAAACGGGGCGCAGUACAGAAUGGGUCCGGCCCAGCUGGCCGGCAUGCAGAUGGGCAUGGCUGGCCCGACGUUAAGCCUGAAUGUCAUGGAUACGGAUUUGAUUGACGAGGAAGUGCUGACGUCGCUGGUGCUGGAACUGGGUUUGGAUCGCGUUCAGGAGCUGCCGGAGUUGUUCCUGGGACAGAAUGAGUUUGACUUCUUCUCGGACUUUGUGUGCAAGCAGCAGCCCAGCACCGUCAGCUGUUGAACGACCACCACCCGGGGAAGGAGCUUCGUCUCGGACCCGCCCCCGAAA